ACCACGGCGUGUUCGUGCCGAUGAAGCUGAUCCGCCCGCAAGCAGACAUCCCCAUCGUCUCCAUGUCCAUCAACUCGAACUUGAGUAACCAAGCUCACUUCGAUUUGGGCAAGGCACUGGCAUCGUACUGUGAUGAGGAUACCCUGAUCUUGUGUUCCGGCCAGUCGACUCACCAUUUCCGCAGCACUCACAGACGUAACCCCACUCUGAUUGAAGGAGCCAAAGCGUUUCAAAACUGGCUGGACAGCACCCUUGCCUCGGAUUCGAAGCUCACCAUGGAGGAGCGGAGUGAACAAAUUACAAACUGGCACAACGCACCUGGGGCAAAAUUCGCGCAUUCGUCUCCUGACCACUUUCUGCCUUUCGUCGUGGCUGCUGGGGCAGGGAUGGAGGAGAAGGAACCGGGAGCAAAGACUUUCUUCGGUGGCUGGGCAUUCGACCAGUUGUCCUUUGCAAACUACGCGUGGGGGACCCAGGAGUAAGAACUCACGGUAAGUUUUACGCGUUAAAACAAAAUCACGAGUAUCGUUUACUGUACUGUUUUACAGUUACAGUAGUCUAGUUCCCACGAAUUAUCUUUUCAAGAAAAAAAGGAACAACAUAUCCUCUUCUUAAGAAUAUGGAACCUC
Molecule: messenger RNA, 629 nt
Organism: Phytophthora nicotianae INRA-310
Lineage: Eukaryota; Oomycota; Peronosporomycetes; Peronosporales; Peronosporaceae
Exons: 1
Coding region: 21-482 (153 amino acids)
Molecular function (GO): ferrous iron binding; zinc ion binding; oxidoreductase activity, acting on single donors with incorporation of molecular oxygen
Source: RefSeq, a predicted model, not a curated record